UCUAAUGUCAGCCAAUCAGUGUGUUGAUACUGUUCCUUGUGCUAGCAAGCGAACUAGCUACACGCGACCGCCUUGCUUUCUAGUACUUUCUACGAAUAUAUUUAAAAUUUUAUUUCGUUCUGAGUAAUAAUACUUAGUCCUGCGAGACAUAUUACCCAGUCGCGCUUGUACAACACGAAACUAAAGCGAUGACGGGCUGUAACGAAUACAAGCUAAACCAGGGGCCAGAAGACAGCAUCUCUGCUGUGAAGUUCAGCCCCAGCACUGCUCAGUUCCUCUUGGUUUCCUCAUGGGACUGCACAGUCCGCCUCUACGAUGUGGGAGGAAACACUAUGAGGAUGAAGUACCAGCACACAGCUCCUGUUCUUGAUUGUGCUUUUUAUGACCCAACGCAUUCUUGGAGUGGGGGUUUAGAUUCCCAGUUAAAGACUCAUGAUUUGAACACAGACCAAGAUACAAUAGUUGGAACACAUGAUGCCCCCAUUCGUUGUGUGGAGUAUUGCCCAGAGGUUAACGUCAUGGUAACGGGCAGCUGGGAUAGAUCAGUACGACUGUGGGACCCGCGGACGCCCUGCAACGCUGGCACCUUCACUCAGCCUGACAAGGUUUACACCCUCUCUGUGGCCGGAGACAGGCUGAUUGUUGGCACAGCAGGAAGACGGGUGUUGGUGUGGGAUUUGCGGAAUAUGGGUUAUGUACAGCAGAGAAGAGAAUCCAGCCUCAAGUAUCAGACUCGUUGCAUCAGAGCCUUCCCCAACAAACAGGGCUAUGUGUUGAGUUCAAUCGAAGGCCGAGUAGCUGUGGAGUACCUGGAUCCGAGCCAGGAGGUUCAGAAGAAGAAAUAUGCCUUUAAGUGCCACCGGCUAAAGGAGGAAGGAAUUGAACACGUCUACCCUGUCAAUGCCAUUUCUUUUCACAGUGUUCACAACACCUUUGCUACAGGUGGCUCAGACGGCUUUGUGAAUAUCUGGGAUCCAUUCAACAAAAAGCGCCUGUGUCAGUUCCACCGCUACCCAACUAGCAUUGCUUCCCUGGCUUUCAGCAAUGACGGCACCAUGCUCGCCAUUGCCUCGUCCUACAUGCACGAGAAAGGAGACAUCAGCCACCCAGAGGACGCCAUCUUUAUCCGUCAGGUCACAGAUGCUGAGACAAAGCCCAAGUCGACCUAAAACUGAAGUGUACUGGACUCCUUCACCAUCCUGGGUUUCUGUUGGCAUCCUGUGCUUUAUCUGCAUCACUCUUUACUUGUGAUGUAUGUUUGCUAUAACCUACAUGGUAAAUAUUUCUUUGUUUCUUGUGUUGUCUUGUUUUUUCUUCAGUGAAGCUGAUUUAAACUUAAAUACAUUGUCUUGAGCUUAUUUCCUUAUGUUUAAAGUUGUUACUGUCCUUUACUCCUUGUUUUAUUACUGAUUGAUGGGUAAAGUUGAUAUAUGAAUGAAAAUAAAACCUUUUCAUAAACUUCGA
This is a messenger RNA of Poecilia reticulata (guppy), 1464 nucleotides long. RefSeq names its product BUB3 mitotic checkpoint protein (gene bub3). The record is from RefSeq and is a predicted model, not a curated record. Gene Ontology annotation, molecular function: protein binding. Lineage: Eukaryota; Metazoa; Chordata; Actinopteri; Cyprinodontiformes; Poeciliidae.